Molecule: messenger RNA, 403 nt
Organism: Notodromas monacha
Lineage: Eukaryota; Metazoa; Arthropoda; Ostracoda; Podocopida; Cyprididae
Source: the annotation of a GenBank genome assembly
GUGUCACAGAUCCACGACGACGAAAAUGGAACCCUACCAGAAGUGCUUUCACAAUUUCCCAGCAAAAAUGCGGAAGUGCUCAGAAAUGCUUGCGGUCCACGGCGCGAUUUUUCGUGACAUUGGCAACGCUUCAAUGCGGAGGAAAUUGCUUCAAGCAGUUGAGUCACAAAGAGGUUUUCCAGACUUUAUUGGAACAAAAGAUGAGAUGGAUUCUGUCAACGUUGCGAAAUGUUGGGGCCGGUGUUGCGCCAUUACGGCUAAGAUACGAAACAGGCACAGCACAAACCAUGUCAGCAGCGAGGAAAUGAAAACAAGAACACCCAGGAAAAUUGGCCAGAGUUUCGGCAACCCGCGCAACAAUUUCACGCCAUUCCAAUUUCGCCACGUGCCCAAAACCGCUGGA